AUGCACCUUGACCAACCCAUACAUGCUCUGCCCUUAACGAGUGGGAGCGUUAUCGCGGCACUGGUGUCUGCGCUGCUUGGUUUGAUUCUGACAAGAUGGCUCUGCAAACGCGGAGAGCACGUCCCGUGCGUGACACUGGGCCUGCCGGACCUCACGGAGGACGGCCUUUUCCUUAUUCCUGUUACCGCCGAUGAUCAACCCGGAAAACCCAUCUGUUGUCGAAAGAAAACCGAAGCCGAUCGCUGUCACCGGUGCGCGGCGGCAGCAACUGGUCGACUGCUAGGAUGGGUACUGGACCAGAGUGCGGCAGAUGUACGCGCUCGCGUUCAAGUGGCGUCCGAUGCCCAGCAACUCUGGAGAGAGACGUCGUUUGCUGAGCGGCGCCGAGUUCUACGUGCGCUCCGCAAAGCAAUUCUGGCGAAUCGCGAGUCUAUCCUGCAGGCUAGCGUGCUGGAAACCGGGAAAACGUUCGUCGAUGCAUAUCUGGGCGAGCUACUCACGACGCUCGAGAAGAUCCGCUGGCUUUUACGCGAAGGCGAGCGGGCAUUGGCUCCCGAGUAUCGCUCGGUCGGACCGCUCACCAUGCAUAAACGCGCCUGGGUGCAGUUCGAGCCACUGGGUGUCAUUGCGGCGAUUGCGCCGUGGAACUAUCCAUUCCACAACCUCAUGAAUCCGAUAUUAGCGGCCCUGUUUGCGGGCAAUGCAAUCGUCGUUAAGAGCAGCGAGUAUAGCUCCUGGUGCUCUGUCUACUAUGUCGAGCUUGUGCGGCAUGUGCUUCGUGCUUGCAAGCAUCCAUCGGAACUGGUGCAGUUGGUCACUGGCGGCGCCAGCGCCGGCGAGGCGCUCGUUGUCGACAAGGGUGUUGCCAAAGUAUUCUUCACGGGUUCGACGAGAGUCGGGCGUCAGGUGGCCAUGGCAGCAGCCGAGCAACUGAAACCCUGUGUCCUGGAGCUCGGCGGUAAGGACGCUUUUAUUGUCUGUGAUGACGCGGAUCUCGAGCAGGCACUUGAUAUUGCGAUGCGCGGUGUUUUUCAAAACAGCGGCCAGAAUUGUGUCGGGAUCGAGCGCAUCCUGGUGCAGCGCCCUAGCUACGAGCGUUUCGUUGCCGAGAUGCAGGUGCGCGUGCAGUCACUCCGUAUCGGCGUCGAUCUCGGUGCAAUGACCAUGGGCGAGGCCUCCCUGCGGGAACUCGAGUCACUGAUCAACGACGCAGUGAAAGACGGCGCGCGACUCCUAUGUGGCGGCAAGCGCGCAGGGCGCUCGUACUGGGAGCCAACGCUCUUGACUGACGUGCCCCUACACAGCCGAAUCAUGCAAAACGAAGUGUUCGGUCCUGUCAUGAUCAUCACCCCCUUCGACGGUGAUGCGGAGGCAAUUCGGAUCGUGAACGGUUCAGCGUACGGCCUCGGGAGCAGCGUCUUCUCUGCUGAUCGCAAGCGUGCAGCGAUGAUUCGAAAUAAGCUGCUCGUCGGAAUGGUGAAUGAGAAUGAUUUUGGCGUGAAUUAUUUAUGCCAGUCGCUGCCCUUCGGAGGUACGAAAGAUAGUGGUUCCGAUCGAUUUGCUGGUAUUGAGGGGCUGCGCGCCUGCUGUCUUAUGAAAAGUGUUACACAGGAUCGGUUCUGGAUGCUGCGCACUCGUAUUCCAAAGCCGCUGCAGUAUCCCGUACAUCACGCAGCAGUAGACGUGAUCGACGCCUUGAUGCGCGUCAUCUACAUGGAAGAUAGUAUCUGGGGACGCGCUCUCGCGCUUCGGGAUUUCAUGCUUUCAGGGUUUCGAUGUGCAACUUCGAUAACGCGUGCUUCCGGGGCAGCAGGCAUCGAGCACUAG
Molecule: messenger RNA, 1827 nt
Organism: Cyanidioschyzon merolae strain 10D
Lineage: Eukaryota; Rhodophyta; Bangiophyceae; Cyanidiales; Cyanidiaceae
Product: betaine aldehyde dehydrogenase
Exons: 1
Coding region: 1-1827 (608 amino acids)
Molecular function (GO): aldehyde dehydrogenase (NAD+) activity
Source: RefSeq, a predicted model, not a curated record